Messenger RNA from Lachancea fermentati, 3060 nucleotides. The record is from the annotation of a GenBank genome assembly. Lineage: Eukaryota; Fungi; Ascomycota; Saccharomycetes; Saccharomycetales; Saccharomycetaceae.
AUGGGUGACAGCUACUCUGUUGAUGACUUACAUGCCAGUGUCCUUUCUUUUAUUGCAAAUAUUGGCAUUGAUGACAAUAAAACGCAGACUAUUGCUGCCGAUAUAUCUUCUCAUGUAACUGAGAAACGUGUGAAAUUAGUCGAAGUUGUUAUAUGCCUGAAAGAGUACAUCACAUCCUCAGACGAUUCUGAUAGACUCAAGGCCCUGAACUGCUUAUCAUCUGUUCUUGGUUUACUACCUAGAGACGCAUUGAUGAAAAGCGAAGUCUCUGUCGUGGUGGACUUCUUCUUGAACAAGUUUGACGACUCGGCGAGUAUGAGAGAAAUCCUCCAUGGUUUGAGUAACGUGGCUGUAAUGAAGUUUUUCUUUCUUCAGCAAGCUACCCAAGUUUUGAAAACGCUCAAGGAACAAUACGAAUCAACACAAUACCCUGCUGCGACCAGAUAUUUCGCUCUUUUGAUUCUGGAACGGUUUUUCGAUAAAUUCGAGGAUGCUUUCUCUGAUCAAAUCCCUUUUAAUAACCUCUUCAUCGAGACUUUUUUAUUAGUGGCAACUGGUGAAAAAGAUCCAAGAAACUUAUUGAUAUCAUUCACGCUGAACUCCAAAAUCACCACAUCUAUGGAAAGCAUCGACCAAUUCAAAGAGGACCUGUUUGAUAUUCUAUUUUGUUACUUUCCAAUUACGUUCAAACCACCCAAAAAUGAUCCUUAUAAGAUAACUAACAGCGAUCUCAAAAUGGCUCUACGAUCGGCCAUUUCGGCUACUUCAUAUUUUGCUGAAGAUGCGUUUGGCAAUUUAAUCGACAAGAUGACGGCUUCCUCACCAACUGUCAAAAAUGAUACUAUCUUAACUCUCAGAUCAUGCAUAACAAAUUUUGAUGGAGAGGCAUGUCUACAAAAUUGGUUACCAAUAUGGAAUGCUUUGAAAUUUGAGAUCAUGCACACUCAAGAUUUCGAAGAUACGCUAGAUGCUGCUAGUGGUAAAGAAUUUAACAAUUAUACGGCAUCCCUAGACACGAUAAAUUCCAUUGCAUGCCGAUUAUUCGAUUACGAAAGGUCUGCUUUCGACAAAUUUCAUCAACAUGUCUUUGAAGAAUUGAAACCGAACUUCAAAUAUGAAAAAGAUUUAAGGCAAAGCUGUGCUAUACUUUCAGCUGUUUCUAGAGUAAAUGCGAUUGUUUUUGACGUAGUGAUGAGCGACGUCUUGAAAUUACUUCUGACGAAUUCAAGCGACUUAGAUGUUGGUAAGCAGAAGCUCUUGAUCCUGAAUUUAUCGUUCUUUUUUGAUGCAUACAUUGCUGUUUUUAGUGAAGUAUCAAAAGAAAAUGACGGAAAAGUGCCUACGAAUAAGCUGUUGGAUUCCAAGGAUGAAAUAUUGAUGAUAUUAGGGAAAGCCUUAAAUGGUAGCUCAAAAGCAGAGGUUUCUUUAAGAACAUUGGCUGUUGUACAGCUUACGAAACUUGUUAAAAUGCCACAAUUUUUGGAGGACAAUGAAGUUUCUCUGAUAGUUCAAUAUUUGACUGAGACUAUUUUGACCGAUGAGAACAAAAACGUUUACUUUGCUUGUCUUGAAGGGCUCAAGACUAUAUGCGACAAUUAUGAAAAUAUUGUUUCCGAAGUGUCUUUACAACAUAUGCUUAAUGUUCUUCCUGAAAAUGUCACGACUGUCGUUUCUCUUGAUCAAGGAAAUGAAAUCCCCGUAGAUAGGGUUUUAAAAGUCAUAUUGGACCUUACGAUCACCAGAUGGAACCUUGUGAUAACAAGCGUUAAAGGUCUGUCUACUAGGCUCUCUGAAGUUUCCAGAAUAGCGGAAAGUGGUGAGUAUUGUUUUCUGCUAAUAUCCUGCCUGUAUUCGUUGCUUGAUUUUAACCAUCAUUCCAUGGGUGAAGAAGUCAUAGAACUGAAACGUACAGUCGAGCCAGGACUCUUCAAAUCUUUAAUGAAUAACGACUCUAUCUACCGUGAUGACUACAAUUUGGCUUUACUUUCGACUGUGCUGUUUUUCAUUAAUAUUAGGACACCGGUCACUACCCAUCAAGAGGAGCUGAACAAAUACCUGACCCUUUUUGUCGAGAACUCUCAAGUUCUGGAUACUCCUAAAAGAAGCAUCAUAACUUUUACCAAACUCCUUUCGAGUUUGGAUAAAAAAUGUCAAUUAAGUGAAAAUUUCACAAUUAUGUCAAAAGUUGUGGACUUACUGAAAAGAAAAACUUCUUCAGUGUCAGAAUUUGAAAAGGUAGGUUACCUGGAAUUACUUGCCUUACUAUCAAACAAAUGGGGCGAGGAUGCGGAGUCUAUAAAAUUACUUGACCGUGAGGAUGAUUCUCCAAUAAAUUUGGAAAUAAUAGCCUGGGUAACGAAAGGAUUGAUCAUGAAAAAUUCACCGCUUGCUGACGCUUAUGUCAAUCACCUUCUAUCCCUUUUGCAAGACAACAAGAUCGGCCCUUCAGUUGCCAGGUUACUUGAAGUGCUCGUUAUCGAUAUACCUACAUUCAGUAAAAUAAAAGGAAUUCCAUGGAAUAAUAAUGUAAGACUGCUAUACAAACAAAAGUUUUUCAAUCAAGUCUCAUCGGACCUCGUUUCUUCUUUCAAGGAAUCAAACGAUAUGGCCAUAAAAUCGAAUUACUUAACUGCUCUUUCUUUGGUUCUAAAAAAUACCCCGAGCAAUUUGACAAUCAGCUAUAUUUCUGAGUUGCUGCCCCUCCUAAUUCAAGCGAUACAAUUGAAUAACAGUGACGUCAAGAUAUCCGCUUUAAAUAGUAUAAAGGAUACUCUUGACCAAUCUCCUCAACUAAUCACCGACCAUGUCCACAGUCUAAUUCCAAUUCUUCUUAAUGGGAUUAAAGCUACCAAAGACAACACAGUGAUGGCAAGAUUACUUUGCCUGCAAAUCCUACAGAAUUUCUCACUACAUGUGCCCUUAAACUACUUACUUCCCUUCAAAGACGACAUAAUAAGCGGUUUAACAAUCGGUCUCGAUGACAAGAAGAGAGCGGUACGCAAACAAUGCGUCGACACGAGACAAAAAUAUUUCGAAUUAGGACAAGUGCCAUUUGAAUAA